CAACACUGUGGUAUAGCAUUGCCUUAAAGUUAGAGAAGGGAGCAGGACCCAGAUUUUCUAGGAGUUCCCGCUACAAUGUCAGCCACAAAGGGUGGUGCAUGCUCCAGCAAACCUGGGAGCCUUGGGCUUGGAACCCAAGACCACAGAGAUGCACAACUGAGACUUGUCUUAGUGGGUAAGACUGGAGCAGGAAAAAGUGCAACGGGCAACAGCAUCCUUGGAGAGAAAGUGUUUCUUUCCAGCCUUGCAGCAAAAUCAGUCACCAAGGUCUGUAAGAAAGGGGGCAGCCGGUGGCAAGGGAGAGAACUUGUCGUCGUGGAUACGCCUGGCAUUUUCGACCCGGAGGUACGGGAUGCUGACACUGGCAAGGAGAUCGCUCACUGCAUCCUCCUGACCUCCCCUGGGCCUCAUGCUCUGCUCCUGGUGGUCUCGCUGGGCCGGUACACGCAGGAAGAGUUCAAGUCCACGAAGAAGGUUCUGGAAAUGUUUGGAACCCAAGCUAGGAGAUACAUGAUUCUCUUAUUCACCCGGAAAGAUGAGUUGGAGGGCAUGAGUUUCCAUAAAUUCUUAGAGGACGCUCCAGACAGCAUGCGAGAGCUGGUGGAUGAGUUUGGGGAUCGCUACUGCCUGUUCAACAAUCGGGCGACAGGAGCUGAGCAGGAGGCCCAGAGAACGCAGCUGCUGGCCCUGGUCCAGCGCGUCGUGGUGGAGAACAAAGGAAAGUGCUUCACCAAUAAGAUGUACCAAAAGGCCGAAGAGGAGAUUCAGAAACAAGUCCAAGUGACACAAGAUUUUUACAGAGCAGAGCUAGAGAGACGGAUAGUGCAGAUCAGAGAGGAGUUCGAAGAGAAAAUCAGAAAGCUGGAGGACAAACUGGAGCAGCAGAAACAAAAGGAAGAAAUGGAGCGAGAAUUAGCAGAGAAGGAGGCUCUCUAUGCUCUAAAGCAGCAAAAUGCCAGAGAUGAAGUUGAGAGUCAAGGUGGGAUACUUGACUUAAUCAUGCAAGCAUUGCAGAUUGCUCAAUUUGUUUUCUUACUUCUGUUUAAGGAAGAUUAAACGGAAUGCAAAGAUCUAUUUCCUGCAUGUUUUCUGGUGGUCCUGCCCCCACAACUCAUUCACCAAAGUCAGAGCGCUCUCAGCUGCGUCUCCCAGGCUCUCCCAACUAAGCGAUGUAAUAAAGUUCACUGUUAGUGAUCGGCAGAGGUUUGGUUGACUUAACAGGGGAGGGACAAAUUGUCAGUUUGUGGAACUCCAAAGCAGAAAGUAUGGAUGCUCUCUACCUUGUGAAUUCUUCAAAGAAGAUGACCCCAAACUUUCUCUUUUGCUCCCUAGUAAAAGUUUCUCCUCUAGAUUCUUCCUAGAUUGCUGGAUCAUCUGCCUCUGUGACGUCUACUCCCUUAUUUUCGCCUUUAGGACACAGUGAUCACCUCACCCAUAUGGUUUGUUAGACAGAUUGGUUUUGUGUUGGGUAAUCUAUAGAUGGAGAGACUUAUAGAAUUCUUUCCAGAUGAUUGGAAAUUUGUUUAAUUACAUUUUUACAGAAGGACUCAAAUUGUUCCUUAUCAGCUGCCCAUUGAAGAACAAAGAGUCGUCUGGAAAAGAGAUCUCUCGGAACUCAACUAAGUGAAAUGCCAGAGAGAGUGGACAACAGACAGAGAUUCAGCACAUAAGGGAACAACGUUUGCUGUGUUCAGACACAUCUAUAGCAGCUCUUUGACCCAAUUCAGUGUAAUAUAUUUGCUGAAUUAACCAGUUCUCUCCUUUUCUUGUGAAACUCACUGUUGCUACCACACCUUGAUUACUUACUGCUUUGACGGUCAUCCGCACACUACCACCCCCCACCCAGUUGAAUUGCUUGCUUCUUGUUACUAUAAUAAAACUUUUCU
Molecule: messenger RNA, 1886 nt
Organism: Neomonachus schauinslandi (Hawaiian monk seal)
Lineage: Eukaryota; Metazoa; Chordata; Mammalia; Carnivora; Phocidae
Gene: GIMAP4
Product: GTPase, IMAP family member 4
Exons: 3
Coding region: 76-1056 (326 amino acids)
Molecular function (GO): GTP binding
Source: RefSeq, a predicted model, not a curated record